Quercus robur (English oak) is the source of this 2850-nucleotide messenger RNA. Its product is annotated as probable linoleate 9S-lipoxygenase 5. Gene Ontology annotation, biological process: lipid oxidation. Bases 121 to 2703 code for a protein of 860 amino acids. Lineage: Eukaryota; Viridiplantae; Streptophyta; Magnoliopsida; Fagales; Fagaceae. Gene Ontology annotation, molecular function: metal ion binding; protein binding; oxidoreductase activity, acting on single donors with incorporation of molecular oxygen, incorporation of two atoms of oxygen. The record is from RefSeq and is a predicted model, not a curated record. The transcript is spliced from 10 exons.
UCUAUAAGUACAAGGAACCCUUCUCUUCACAUUCCUCACAUCCAACAACAAACUUUUUUCUCUCUAAAAAACUAAACUUUCUUUAUCAUAUUCUUUGCUUAGUGCUCGAAACAGUUAGAGAUGCUUCAGAACAUCAUCAACAAGAUAACUGGCGAUGAUGAAAGUGGGAACAAGAAGGUUGAAGGGACAGUGGUGUUGAUGAAAAAGAAUGUUUUGGACUUCAAUGACUUCAAUGCUUCGGUUCUUGAUCGAGUCCAUGAGUUGUUAGGCCAAAAGGUUUCUUUUCAGCUCAUAAGUGCUGUUAAUGGUGACCCUGCAAAUGGGUUGCAAGGGAAACUUGGAAGGCCAGCAUAUUUGGAAAACUGGAUAACCACAAUCACCCCCUUAAUAGCAGGGGAGUCUGCAUUCAAGGUUACCUUUGACUGGGACAAUGAAAUAGGAGUUCCAGGAGCAUUUUUAAUAAAAAACAACCAUCACAGUGAGUUCUAUCUUAAAAGUCUUACGCUUGAAGAUGUUCCAGGUCAAGGCCGGGUCCAUUUUGUUUGCAAUUCAUGGGUUUAUCCUGCAGACAAAUACAGAAAGGACCGUGUUUUCUUCUCCAACAAGACAUAUCUUCCAAGUGAUACCCCAGUGCCACUGCUAAAGUACCGAGAAAACGAGCUAGUGAACCUGAGAGGAGAUGGAAAAGGAGAGCUUCAGGAAUGGGAAAGGGUGUAUGACUAUGCUUACUACAAUGAUUUGGGCGAUCCAGAUAAAAAUGCUAAAUAUGCCCGUCCAGUUCUUGGAGGUUCUAGCGAGUACCCUUACCCACGUAGGGGAAGAACUGGACGACCACCAACGAAGACAGAUCCUAAAACUGAGAGCAGGCUGAAGCUUCUUAUGAGCUUAAACAUUUAUGUUCCAAGAGAUGAACGAUUUGGUCACUUGAAGCUGUCAGACUUCCUUGCUUAUGCACUAAAAUCCAUAGGCCAAUUCCUGAAACCUGAACUAGAAUCUCUAUUUGACAGCACUCCAAAUGAGUUUGAUAGUUUCAAAGAUGUACUUAAACUCUAUGAAGGAGGAAUUAAGUUGCCUGACGGUCUGCUUAAAGAUAUUACAGACAACAUCCCUGCGGAGUUGCUCAAGCAAGUUUUCCCAAUCGAUGGUGAAGGACUCCUCAAAUACCCAAUGCCCCAAGUGAUUGAAGAAGAUAGGUCUGCAUGGAGGACUGAUGAAGAAUUUGCCAGAGAGAUGCUUGCGGGAGUAAACCCUGUCAACAUUAGCUGCCUCAAAGAAUUCCCUCCCACAAGCAAGCUAGAUCCUAAAGUGUAUGGAGAUCAAAACAGUACAAUUACCAGAGAACACAUAGAAAAAAACCUAGAUGGGCUCACCAUCGAGGAGGCACUCGAGAAGAACAAGUUAUUCAUAUUGGAUCACCACGAUGCUAUCUUGCCUUAUUUGAGGAGGAUAAACUCAACUUCCACAAAGACUUACGCCAGCAGGACACUCCUUUUCUUGAAAAAUGAUGGGGCAUUGAAACCACUCGUGAUUGAAUUAAGCUUGCCUCAUCCUGAAGGAGACCAAUAUGGUGCCAUUAGCAAAGUGUACACACCAGCUGAGCAAGGCAUUGAAGGUUCUGUUUGGCAACUGGCAAAAGCUUAUGUUGCUGUUAAUGACUCUGGCUACCAUCAGCUAAUUAGCCAUUGGUUAAAUACCCAUGCGGUGAUUGAGCCAUUUGUGAUAGCAACAAACAGGCAGCUGAGUGUGCUCCAUCCAAUUUACAAGCUUUUGCAUCCUCAUUUCCGUGACACCAUGAAUAUAAAUGCACUCGCUCGGCAGAUCCUCAUUAAUGGUGGCGGAAUUCUUGAGACAACAGUUUUUCCAGCAAAGUAUUCUAUGGAGAUGUCAUCAGUAGUUUAUAAGGACUGGGUUUUUCCUGAGCAAGCACUUCCUGCAGACCUCCUCAAGAGAGGAAUGGCAGUCAAGGAUCCAAAUUCGCCACAUGGUCUCCGCUUAGUGCUUGAGGACUAUCCAUAUGCUGUUGAUGGCCUUGAAAUCUGGUCAGCAAUUAACUCAUGGGUUAAAGACUAUUGUUCCUACUACUACGAGACUGAUAGCGUAGUUCAGAAAGAUGCUGAACUCCAAUCCUGGUGGAGGGAACUCAGAGAGCAGGGCCAUGGUGACAAGAAAGAUGAGUCCUGGUGGCCUAAAAUGCAGACACGCGAAGAGCUUGUUGAAACAUGCACUCUCAUUAUAUGGAUUGCUUCUGCACUUCAUGCAGCGGUUAACUAUGGACAGUACCCUUAUGCAGGCUACCUCCCUAACCGUCCAACAAUUAGCCGAAGAUUCAUGCCUGAAGAAGGCACUCCUGUAUAUGAUGAACUCAAGUCAGACCCUGAUAAAGUUUACUUGAAAACAAUCACUGCCCAGCUGCAGACGCUGCUUGGUGUUUCACUUAUAGAAAUCUUGUCAAGGCAUUCUACGGAUGAGGUCUAUCUUGGGCAGAGAGAUACUCGUGAAUGGACCUUCGACACAAAGCCAUUAGAAGCCUUUGACAGAUUUGGAAAGAAGCUGGCUGAAAUUGAGGACAGAAUUGUGACAAUGAACAAUGAUAAGAAGUGGAAAAACCGAGUUGGACCAGUGAAAGUGCCAUAUACUUUGCUCUAUCCCACUAGUGAAGGUGGACUUACUGGCAAGGGAAUUCCCAAUAGUGUCUCAAUCUAAAGCUUUCUCUACUUGGGUUGUACUUAGCUAAAAUUCUACGUUUUUCUUUCUUCUUUUUUGACAACUUAUGCUAUGAAUAUUUCAUUUAAUUUCUCCUUAAUAAAGAUGAGUAGCUAUGAAAUAAUCUAAUCCUACAUGCUUUAAACU